CGGUGAACGAUUUAACUACAGAGAUAGCUUCUAUUCAAUCCCUUGCUCCGUUGAAUAACCUAAUUCCCAAUUUUUUCAAGACAAUUUUUUUUUCGUGAUUCAUUGUGAAAUUGCAGAAGCAAAGGAAACAGUCGUUCAAUAUGCCGAAAAAAAUGGGAACGAACAGCAAAGCCGAAGCAGCUAGGGUUAGGAAAAACGUCUCCGAAGCCGAUCGCAAAGAGCGCGAAACCAGGGAGAAAGAAGACAAGUACUGGCGCGAGGCCGAGGGAGACAAACCGAAAGCUGCCAAGAAACGAGAAGAGGACGCCGAGAAACGGGCUGAGGCGGCGGCCAAAAAGGCGGAGGCGCGCCGAUUAGCCGAGCUAGAAGAACAGGAACUGGAGAAGAGUUUGAAGAAGACGGAUAAGAAGGCAAUUAGGGUGGCGGCUCCCGUGCCGAAGGUGACUGAGGUGGAGCUGCGGCGUCGGAAGGAGGAGGAGCAGGCGGCGUUGCAGCGGCGGGUGGAGGAGGAUAAGAAGAAGAAGAAUCGAACGGCGGAUGAGGAGGAGUACGAAAGGAUGGUGAAUGUGGUGAAUACUAACCGUGAUGAUUCUAUCAUUGAGGCCAGGUCGGUGGAGGAAGCUCUUGCCAAGAUGACGGUGGAGGAUAGUUUACCGGUGGAUAAGCACCCGGAGAAGAGGCUCAAGGCUUCGUUCAAGGCUUUUGAAGAAGCUGAGCUUCCAAAGUUGAAGGAAGAGAAACCAGGAUUGACGCACACUCAAUACAAGGACAUGAUUUGGAAACUCUGGAAGAAAUCUCCAGACAACCCCCUUAACCAGAUUGCAGAUAAGUGAGUGCAUCUUUUCGUGAGAAGCAGAAUUGUGGAUAGUGAGCUCUGCAGUUUCAUGUCUAUCUGAGUAUAUAAAUUGACGAUUGUGCAAGACAGCCUGGACCCAUGCUUCUCUCAUCUCGGGGCUGAGAUGAUACACCCUACAAUCUAAAUAAGACCCGUGUACGAUUAUAUCAAUGCAUCGAAAGACACAUUUCGUUUUGGCAGUAAAUCUGCCUGCAAUCACAUUUAUUCAGCUUGUAAAAUAAAUAUGCGAUUUCAGUGUGGAAUUUUUUUUAUUCAUUUUUAUGUUUAGGACAUGAACAAUUUUUACUUGAUGGUAUUGACUGAAAAGGAUUGGUGUUG
This is a messenger RNA of Erythranthe guttata (spotted monkey flower), 1174 nucleotides long. Its product is annotated as coiled-coil protein. Gene Ontology annotation, cellular component: nucleus. Gene Ontology annotation, biological process: transcription by RNA polymerase II. The record is from RefSeq and is a predicted model, not a curated record. Gene Ontology annotation, molecular function: transcription coactivator activity. Lineage: Eukaryota; Viridiplantae; Streptophyta; Magnoliopsida; Lamiales; Phrymaceae.